ACUUUCUCUUCUUUCAUUCUCCUAUAGGAAUAACAUGGAACGUAAACCUUUUUCGCUCCAACUCACUGAUCCGAAUACAAAACCCGAAUCCAGAUCCGUUUCAAAGAUGGACACGGACAGCUUCGACUUCGAGUUCCCCACUGUUAUUUCUAGUUCUGCUGUUCCAAACGACGUCGUUUUCUGGGGCAAGGUCAUAACUCGCGAAACCCAGCCUGUAGGGAAAAACCAAAGCCCAUUCCUAUUGAGAUCGGAAUCUUCUUCCUGUCGGCCCAACCGAGCUGCUGGCCCUGUCCGGUCGGUGUCGACCGGGGAGAACCGGUGGCGGAGAAGCGACAGUAACAGCAGUAGCCGGAAGCAUCGCAACGGUUUGUUUGGAAUGGUGAAGUUCCCGUUACAGAUGGAUUUGAGUGACAUAAAGACGAGGCAAGAGAGGAGGAAGCAGCCGCCGCGGCUGCCUCUGCCGAUGUCGGCUGUGGAGGAUGAGGGUGGAUCGUUCAGCGGCGGAGAGAGUUGUUGGGACUUGGUCCGACCGGUGAGGCGGAGGAGCCAGCUAAUGAAGGCCUUGUUUGGAUGCAUUCCGAUUGUUUAAUCUAAUCUAUUUAUUUAUUUAUUACUGUUUUUUUUUUUUUUUUUUUAACUUUCUUCUUCUUCUUCUGGGAUAA
Messenger RNA from Gastrolobium bilobum, 662 nucleotides. RefSeq lists its product as uncharacterized. The record is from RefSeq and is a predicted model, not a curated record. The transcript has a single exon. Lineage: Eukaryota; Viridiplantae; Streptophyta; Magnoliopsida; Fabales; Fabaceae. Bases 35 to 589 code for a protein of 184 amino acids.